Molecule: messenger RNA, 450 nt
Organism: Anthostomella pinea
Lineage: Eukaryota; Fungi; Ascomycota; Sordariomycetes; Xylariales; Xylariaceae
Source: the annotation of a GenBank genome assembly
AUGCUCAACGCUGGUGCUGCCUUGGACUCGGUACGAGUGCCUGAAUCUGCCGGAGGCGGCUACCUAGCUCAGCUCGACGGAUUCCACGCCCUGCAUUGCCUCCGCGUGCUCUGGUUUGAUCACCACUCCGAGGAGAUCUCGGAGACCAAGAAGUCCAAGCUAGAGAAUUCACGACACUACGAAGCACAUUACGAACACUGUGUCGACCUCCACCAGCUUCGCGACUUUCAAUUGGCUUGUCGAAAUCGGCGAGCCAUUCCCUUUUUUUUUUCGAACCCCAAGAAAUGCCUUAAGUUGGACAAGAUCUUGGACUGGACACACGAGCACAAGUUUCGUGAGCCAGAGGGCUUUGUCUGGGAGGCUCCUAAUGACGCUCAUUUGGUCAGAGUAGUCGACCGUGUUGCGCAAUGGGAUGAGCCUCGAGUAGACAAGUAUGGGAACGUGCUGUGA